AGGAUCAAAAGGCUAAGCUAAUCUGUCAGGCAUAUGAUGGAGCCAGCGUGAUGCGAGGUGCCACUGCAGGUGUUCAGAAGAAGAUACAAGAUGUGUACCCAAAUGCCCACUACAUCCACUGCUAUGCUCAUCAGCUCAAUCUAAUAAUGCAACAGGCUACUUCUCACAUAACCAAAGUUAGAAUUUUUUUUUCUAACCUUAGUGGAUUUUCCAGCUUUUUUUCCAGAUCAUCCAAGCGCACAAGCGUUCUUGAUAAAGUUGUGGCCCACAGACUACCAGCAUCCAGCAAUGUCAGAUGGAACUUUCACAGCCGUGCCAUCAAUACUGUGUUUGAGCACAGAGAGGACCUCAUCCGCUGUUUCGAAAGCAUACAAGACUCUGGUGACUUUGACCCCAUUACCGUCAGAGAGGCUGGAGCAUUUGCCAUGCUACUGGAGGAUCAGGAUUUUAAGUUCUUUCUGCAACUUUUCCACCAUAUCAUGCCUCAUGUGGACCUUCUCUAUGCCAAACUCCAGAAGAAGGUCAUAGAUUCAGUCUGUAUCCAGGAGAGCAUCCAACAGUUCCAGCAGGACAUUCAAAAGAUCAGAAAUUCUCUCCACUCCAUGGUUGGACAAAGCAGUGUAGGUAGUAGUCAGCCAGUGAAGAAGCGUCGGACACUCAGUGUAGAAGACCAUGAAAGGAUUGCUGCAGAGGCGAGUUGA
This is a messenger RNA of Xiphophorus couchianus (Monterrey platyfish), 701 nucleotides long. RefSeq names its product zinc finger MYM-type protein 1-like. The transcript is spliced from 2 exons. Bases 51 to 701 code for a protein of 216 amino acids. NCBI's taxonomy places the organism in Eukaryota, Metazoa, Chordata, Actinopteri, Cyprinodontiformes, Poeciliidae. The record is from RefSeq and is a predicted model, not a curated record.